This is a messenger RNA of Aegilops tauschii subsp. strangulata, 3093 nucleotides long. RefSeq lists its product as uncharacterized. The record is from RefSeq and is a predicted model, not a curated record. NCBI's taxonomy places the organism in Eukaryota, Viridiplantae, Streptophyta, Magnoliopsida, Poales, Poaceae. Gene Ontology annotation, cellular component: membrane.
CACAUCACAUGGCGGCCGGGCCGGAGCGGAGCAGGGCAGUAUUAUAUACAUGUCCUGCAGCGAUCCUGCAGAGCACAUCACGUACGCCCAUCGCCGCCGCCGGAACCAUGGCGACGGAGUCGGAAGGGGACAUGGAGUUCCUCUGGAAGUGGCGCAAGUACCUGCUGCUGCUCGCCACGCUGGUCGCCAGCGUCACCUACGUCGCCGGCCUAAACCCGCCGGGUGGCAUCAGGUCCGAGGACGGAGGCAACGACCCAGAGCAUGGCGUCGGCGACGUUAGGCUGGGCGCAGUCAACCCACCGGCGCCGCUGUCCCCGGCGCCGGCGGUCUACCCGUUUCUCGUCGGCGACCCCGUGCUCGUGCACACCUACGCGGACAGGUACACCGCCUUCUUCUACUGCAACGCGGCCGCCUUCGUCGCGUCCCUGGUCAUCAUCAUGUUCCUGCUGGACCGGCGUAUCAGCGGCAACCGUGUCGGCCUCACCGUGCUCCGCUCCGCCAUGCUGCUCGACCUGCUCGCCCUCAUGGCCGCCUUCGCCGCCGGGAGCUGCCGCAGCGUGGUUGGGUCCAUCUACGUCUCCGCGCUCUUCGCCCUCGUCUUCGCCUACGUCGCCAUACACGUCCGCUUGGAAAGGAGCAAGGAACCGGCGGACGAGAGCCACCUCAAGGAGCGCCGUAAGUUCCUCCUGCUGCUCGCCACCUUCGCCACGCCGCUGACAUACGGCGCCGGACUGGCGCCUCCGGGAGGCUUCUGGAGCGAGACUCGAGCGGGGCACCGCGCCGGCGCCCCGCUGCUGCACGACGGGCCAUACAAGAUCCGCUACCACGCCUUCUUCUACGCCAACGCCAACUCCUUCGUCGCCUCCCUCGCCAUCAUCAUGCUCCUCAUGAGCAGCACGCUGAGCGGCCGCCUCGCCAGGUCCUACGCGCUGCCGGUGUGCGUGCUGGUGGAGCUGCUGGGCCUGAUGGCCGCCUACGCCGCCGGCAGCUGCAGGUGGAUCACCACCACCGUGUACAUCGCCUGCCUCGUCGGCGCAGUGUUCCUGUACAUCCUGCUGCAGGUGGUCAUCGCAGGGUACGUCUCCGGCAUACACUCCGUCAAGGAAUGGAAGCAGAGUAAUAAUCCAAAUAAUGAAGAAAAACUAGGAGUAGUGCAAGAGGGAGGUGUGACCAGGAGACUCGAAAGCAACAAUGGCCAGCAGGGUGCGGAGAAGGUGGAAGAGUCACGGUCGCUCCUGCUGCUGCUGGCCACGCUGGCGGCGACGGUGACUUACCAGGCAGGGCUGAGCCCGCCGGGCGGCGUCUGGCCGGAAGGGCAUCUAGAUAGCAGUCACACUGCCGGAAACCCGGUGCUCCACGACAUUAACCCUAAGAGGUACAAAGCUUUCUAUCACUGCAACACCGCGGCGUUCGUGGCGUCGCUGGUAGUCAUCGUCAUCGUCCAGAGCAAGGAGCUGAGCUCCGGCGCCGUCGUCAGGCGCGCCGCGCUUAACACGGUCAUGAUACUGGACCUGUUCGGCCUCAUGGGCGCCUACGUUGCGGGGAGCUGCCGGGACGGCACAACCACCAUCUACGUUGCCUCCCUAGCCGUCGCCAUCUUCGUCUACUCCAUCGCCAAGGUCGUGGCGUUCUCGGCUAAGGGCAAGCACAGCAAGCUGACGCGUUGGGUGCAAAGCAUGUGCGAUAACCUUGCACGAUUGCUCCGCCUCACCUCCGACGUGUCGUCGCAGCAAUGGAAAGGGGGACAAGCUCAAGGAGCGGUGCAUGUUCCUACUGCUGCUGAUCACCUUCAAGGUGAGUCGUCCCGGCAAGGAGUGGAACCACAUCAAGGAGCGGCGCAAGUUCACGGCGAGCUCGACUUGGAGUCCGAGAGUAAGCAUAUUCUUCAAGAUGAAAAGCGUAUUCUUGAGAGGAAGCGCAAGUUCUUGCUGCAGCUCGCCAUACUCGCGGCCACUGUCACGUACCAAACCGGGUUGAACCCGCCAGGCGGCUUCUGGACAAAGAGCGACGGGGGGAUAUCGGUCACCGCCGGUGACCCAGUGCUCCUCGACUACUACGGGGUCAGGUACCAAGUGUUCUUCUACUGCAACGCGACGGGGUUCAUGGCCUCGGUCGCCGUCAUCCUGCUCCUGGUGAACCAGACACUGUCCAAGCAAGGCAUUCGGAGCCACGCACUCCAUGUCUGCAUCUUGGUUGGACUCCUGGGCCUCAUGGGAGCUUACGCGGCCGGCAGCUGCCGGAAGCUGCGAACCUCAAUCUAUGUCUUUGCGCUCGUGGCCGUGGUGGUCGCCUUCCUCCUCGUGCAAAUCCUACUUUAUGUGUUCGCGGACCGCGACCACUGGUUAGAUCGGCUGCCACGGCGGGUGAAGGUACUAUUCAAGCCGCUCUGGACAGGGCCGACCGGCUGCAGCAAGGACAAGAGCAAGGAGGAUAAACCGGAGAGCGAGAGGUACCUGAAGCGAAAGUACCUGAUGGUUCUCGGCAUCCUCGCGGCGAGCGUGACGUAUCAGGCGGGUCUCGCACCUCCUGGUGGCACGUGGGGCGACGACGACACUGCACCGUCGCCAUCGCCAUCCCAAUCGGCAUACCCACCCACCGUCGCCGGCAACCCGAUCCUGCUUGAUUUUAACGCCCCACGGUACCAGGCAUUCUUCUACUGCAACGCCACAUCGUUCGUGGCCUCCAUUGUUGUCAUCAUGUUGCUACUGCAGCGCACCCUGAAGCCACGCGGCCCGCCACUGUGGGCGAUGCAGACCGCCGUGUUGCUGGACCUAUUGGGCCUACUGGGCGCCUACGCCGCCGGCAGCUGUAGGGACUGGGAGACAUCGAUCUACGUCAUCACGCUGGUCGCCAUUGUGGUCCUCUUCAUCGCGCUGCACGUGCUGCUGUCGUUCCACGUCGUAUUUAUAAAGGCCAAGAAGCUCAUGCCCAACAAGUGCUUUGAAGUCGAUGAUAAUUAAGGCCAGCCGCAAUGACAAGUUGACCAUUGCAUAGUUAACGUUAUUAUUUUUUCACGGGUUCUGUUUGAUGUGGCAUGUAUAUAAGUGUUGCAUGUAAAUUUUGAAUAAUUCAAUUCAAUUGCUCUAUUUUCUA